Molecule: messenger RNA, 1512 nt
Organism: Euleptes europaea (tarantolino)
Lineage: Eukaryota; Metazoa; Chordata; Lepidosauria; Squamata; Sphaerodactylidae
Product: zinc finger protein OZF-like
Exons: 6
Coding region: 1-1512 (503 amino acids)
Cellular component (GO): nucleus
Source: RefSeq, a predicted model, not a curated record
AUGGGGGCAUUCCGCUACUAUGAGGCUGACGGGCCCCGAGAGAGGUGGAGUCCAUACGUGAAAGUGGAGGCUAAGUGCUCUGAGACUGAAAGAGCUCUGUUGGAGGAAGGGCAGCGGACUCAGGCCCAGAAGUAUGUCCAAGGUGCCAUCUCACAGCGCAGUGAAGAGACAGUGUUGAUCCAUUCUCUUUAUGGAGGUUUGGAAACAGCUGCUGCACCUCCCGACCAGACAGGGGAAAAACCUUUUCAAUGCUCAGAGUGUGGAAAGAGAUUUGGUCGGCAUGGCAGUCUUCAAGAACACCAAAGAAUACACACAGGGGAGAGACCUUUUCAAUGCUCAGAGUGUGGAAAGAGAUUCAGUUGGAGUAGUAAUCUUCGAAGGCAUCAAAGAACCCACACAGGGGAGAAAUCUUUUCAGUGCUCAGAGUGUGGAAAGAGAUUCAGUCAGCAUGGCAGUCUUCAAGAGGACAAAAGAAUACACACAGGGGAGAAACCUUUUCAAUGCUCAGAGUGUGGGAAGAGAUUCAGUUGGAGUAGUAAUCUUCGAAGACAUCAAAGAACCCACACAGGGGAGAAUCCUUUUCAGUGCUCAGAGUGUGGAAAGAGAUUCAGUCAGCAUGGCAGUCUUCAAGAGGACCAAAGAAUACACACAGGGGAGAGACUUUUUCAAUGCUCAGAGUGUGGAAAGAGAUUCAGUGAUAGGGGCCAUCUUCAAGCGCAUCAAAGAACCCACUCAGGGGAGAGACCUUUUGAAUGCUCAGAGUGUGGAAAGAGAUUCAGUGAUAGGGGCCAUCUUCAAAAGCAUCAAAGAACCCACUCAGGGAAGAAACCUUUUCAGUGCUCAGAGUGUGGAAAGAGAUUCAGUCAGAAGGGCCAUCUUCAAAAGCAUGAAAGAACCCACACAGGGGAGAAACCUUUUGAAUGCUCAAUGUGUGGAAAAAGAUUCAGUCGGAGUUGUAGUCUUCAACGGCAUCAAAAAAUACACACAGGGGAGAAACCUUUUGAAUGCUCAAUGUGUGGAAAGAGAUUCAGUUACAGGCGCUAUAUUCAAAUGCAUGAAAGAACCCACACAGGGGAGAAACCUUUUGAAUGCUCAAUGUGUGGAAAGAGAUUCAGUCAGAGCUGCAGUCUUCAAGAGCACCAAAGAACCCACACAGGGGAGAAACCUUUUGAAUGCUCAAUGUGUGGAAAGAGAUUCAGUCACAAUCGUAAUCUUCAACAACAUAAAAGAACCCACACAGGGGAGAAACCUUUUCAAUGCUCAGAGUGUGGAAAGAAAUUCAGUCAGCAUGGCAGUCUUCGACAGCAUCAAAAUACCCACACCGGGGAGAAACCUUUUGAGUGCUCAGAGUGUGGAAAGAGAUUCAGUCAAAAUGGUAAUCUUCAACAACAUCGAAGAACCCACACAGGGGAGAAACCUUUUCAGUGCUUAGAGUGUGGAAAGCAAUUCAGUCAGAGUUGCAGUCUUCAACUACAUCAAAAAAUACACAGAAGAAACCUUUUGAAUGUGUGA